This is a messenger RNA of Recurvomyces mirabilis, 885 nucleotides long. RefSeq lists its product as uncharacterized. Lineage: Eukaryota; Fungi; Ascomycota; Dothideomycetes; Mycosphaerellales; Teratosphaeriaceae. Gene Ontology annotation, molecular function: oxidoreductase activity. The transcript is spliced from 3 exons. The coding region runs from base 1 to 885 and encodes 294 amino acids. The record is from RefSeq and is a predicted model, not a curated record.
AUGGCCACUGCAGAAGUCCAGAUAGCACCCGACAACACCUUCGGCCACAAGGUCGAACUCGAUGUUCAACAGACCAAGGUGAAGAAGCACGAUGUCUCGACCGAGCUGUACUAUUACAAGGACGAUGGACAUCCUCCAGCGCCAGCUAUCGUCGGCAAGCCAGAGACCUACGACAGGCCAAGUACAACCCAGCAAGUGACCGUCCAUGACAUCUCAGGAGAAGAGGACAAGUAUACCCUCGACAGCCACGGCUUCCAGAUCUACAACCACGCCAGUCAGGAGAAGGAGUUCCGGGACGACAACAAGAUCAAGGCCGAGUACUAUCCCGAGACCGAGCAAUUGUUGAAAGACGCUACGGGCGCCGUUCGUGUCUUCAUCUUUGACCAUACCGUCCGUCGGCACGACGAUGAUCAACGCAAGGCGGGAGGCGUCCAGCUUCGAGGUCCUGUUCGUCGAGUCCAUAUUGACCAGUCUUACUCGGCUUCGGAACAGCGCGUGACCCACCACUUACCCGAUGAGGCCGAGGAGCUGCUCAAGAAGCGCUUCCAGAUUAUCAACGUCUGGCGUCCGAUCAAAACAAUCUUCAAAGAUCCUCUUGGCGUCGCGGACUCCCACUCCGUUCCCGACAGCGAUCUAGUUGGGACAGCGUUGGUAUAUCCAGACAGACGAGGCGAGACGUACUCGGUGCGGCCGAAUCCCAAUCAUCAGUGGUACUACAAGUAUGGUCAGAGGCCUGACGAGGUUACCAUGAUCAAAUGUUUCGACAAUCUUGAUGAUGGACGGGCGAAACGAGUACCGCAUACCGCCUUCAUUAACCCAGAGGAGGAGGACAAGUAUUCGCGGGAGAGUAUUGAGGUCAGAGCGUUGGUAUUUCAUGACUACUAG